This is a messenger RNA of Scedosporium apiospermum, 1131 nucleotides long. RefSeq lists its product as uncharacterized. The record is from RefSeq and is a predicted model, not a curated record. Lineage: Eukaryota; Fungi; Ascomycota; Sordariomycetes; Microascales; Microascaceae. Bases 1 to 1131 code for a protein of 376 amino acids. The transcript is spliced from 2 exons.
AUGCCGAACCCCAGUAGCGAAGAGAGGAGCCUGUUAGACCGGCUCAAGGCACUGAACCCUUCUACGGCAAUUAGCUUACCAGACCGAUUGCGAAGCCAGCCAGGAACAGACCUCGCGGGCCGGCUAAGACAGCUUCGAGAGCAAACCGAGAGCGAUUCUGCGAGAGAAGCUCCAUCUUCCCCACAGCAACCACGCGAAACUCAGACGAGUGCACUGCCACAACCACAAAGUUAUAGCGCUAAAACGGCGGGGUCAAUCCCGCCACCCGACAGUGCUGCGCCAUCCUGGUCUAACGGCUUGGCCGAUGACGAUGGGAUCUUGCAAACGGAUGAUGAUUUUCUAGAAGAUCUCCUAAACGAGGAGGCUGCGCUCGGUCACCAGCUGUCUCUGGACACUAGAGCGGAGCUGGAUAGCCUCCAUGAACUUGCACGGCAAUUUUCCCUGCUCACGGCGGCCGGGAACAAAGAAACCAAACAGAAAGGUGAUGAUGACGAUGAUUCAAAUGGGGACGAAAUGACCCGAGAGGUUGAGGAAAUUGUUUCCAAGGCUGUGACAGAGACAAAACUUGCAUUGGAGCCGAAAGGUGAUGACCCGAACCUAAUUGCAGUUGUCGGAACCGAACUCGACACAGCUGGUGAUGACACCGCCCUAAGCUCAAAGGAUGGGGAGCAACCCGAGCUCUCACUCCCAUCUGUUCCCACCGAUAUGCCUUCCCCGACUGCCUCGCCAUCUGCUAAGUCGGCAGUCCCUAUGACAGGUGAUUUUGAAGAUGACAUGGCUCGUCGCAUGGCUGCCCUGAGAAACUUCAAACUGUCCAUUGGAGGACAAGACGAGGAAUCUAACCCACUUGGCCUCCCAUCGGUUCCCACAUUCCAGCCCUCUGAAGUCGAGAAGCGAAAGGCGGGUCCAGGUGGCCGUGUGGGGUUCACCGACGAUGACAUGAAAACCUGGUGUGUGGUAUGCCUUGAGGACGGUACUCUCAUUUGUCCUGAGUGCGACGACGAUGUUUACUGCUCUCAAUGCUGGUUCGACAUGCAUAAGGGCCCCGCCGCUGGAUUUGCAGAGCAGAGCCACCGAGCGCUACAGUUCAACAAGGAUCAGAAGAAGAAGAAAGUGGCUAUUGGUGCUUGA